Messenger RNA from Alnus glutinosa, 3193 nucleotides. Its product is annotated as disease resistance protein RPM1-like. Gene Ontology annotation, molecular function: ADP binding. The record is from RefSeq and is a predicted model, not a curated record. Gene Ontology annotation, biological process: defense response to other organism. NCBI's taxonomy places the organism in Eukaryota, Viridiplantae, Streptophyta, Magnoliopsida, Fagales, Betulaceae. The transcript has 3 exons. The coding region runs from base 372 to 3191 and encodes 939 amino acids.
GUGUCUGUAACUUCUGAAUUCUUUUUAACUGAAACUGAAGCCGUCGUAAGUCAAAAACAGCAGCCAUCACACCACCUGAAAGCUACCUUCCUCCCUGCCAACAUUUUUGUCAAACUCUUCACCCCCACAAAAUGCAGCCAUACCCAACGUAUAUAAUUCAAGGUCCAGCCACACGCAUAUGGUUUUGAUCUCUCUCUCUCUCUCUCUCUCUCUCCCUCAUUUUGUUUCUCUCUAGCGCCACGAAAUUCCUUCCAGUAAGCUGCAUCGUACCACUGCCAUCCCACUAUGUACGCAGCAAUUUUGCUCUCACCAACUCGCCUCCAUUGAACCCCUGCAGUAUCAUUAACUAGGUGAACAUCAGACAGGAAAUCAUGACAGAAACCAUUGUGACCCUUGUCAUCAACGAGCUGGUUCAGUUAAUCGUUCAUGAAUCAAAAUUGCUACAAGGUGUCCACCAGCAAGUUAUGGACAUUCGAGAUGAACUGGAGAGCAUCCAGUGUUUUCUCAAAGAUACUGAUAAAGGAGGAGACCUCCAAGAUGGUGUCAAAACGUGGGUGAAACAGGUGAGAGAAGUAGCAUAUCAUAUAGAAGAUGUAAUAGAUGAAUACGUUCUUCACAUGGCACAACGUCUUCAUCAGCAAAGUUUUAUUACUUUUCUUCAACAAAUUGGUCGUUUAUUGAAAAAAAUAAAACCACAUCAUGACAUAGCAACCAAGAUUCAAGAUAUCAAAAUAUCAGUCCGUGAAAUCAAGAAACGAAGUGAAAGAUAUGGUUUUAGUUCCUCAGAUCAAGGAUCAAGUAACAGAGCAACAAAUAUUACAUGGCAUGACCCUCGAGUGGGUUCACUUUUCAUUGAGGAAGAUGAAGUUGUGGGUAUUGAGUCUACAAGGGAUGAACUUGUAAGCAAGUUGAUGGGGGGAGUAUCUAAACGCUCAGUGAUUUCAGUGGUAGGCAUGGGCGGAAUUGGUAAGACAACUCUUACUAAGAAAGUAUAUGAAAAUGAAUCAGUGAAGGGACAUUUUGAUUGCCGUGUUUGGAUCACUGUGUCUCAGUCAUACAACGUGUCGAAAAUACUCAUGUCCAUGAUAAAGCAAAUCUACCAAGCAAAAGAAACUGCUCCGGUGCAAAUACAUAUGAUAGAUGAGAUCACAUUGAUUAGCCAACUAAGGAAAUGUUUACAGCAAAAGAGGUAUGUUGUGGUUUUUGAUGAUGUCUGGAAGACAGAGCUUUGGGAAAUUGUGAAACAUGCUUUACCAUGCAAUGACAGAGGCAGUAGGAUUAUCAUCACAACACGUAGCGAUCUCAUUGGUGUUUCAUGUAGAGAAUCUUUAUCUGAUCAAGUGCACAAGCUACAACCUCUAUCUCAAGACAAGGCUUGGGAAUUGUUUUGCAGAAAGGCAUUCCAGAUCGAGUUCCAGAGGUGUUGUCCGAGAGAGUUGGUGAGAAUGUCUAUGGACAUUGUAAAAAAAUGUGAAGGUCUACCCCUUGCAAUUGUUGCCAUAGGUGGUCUCCUGUCAACAAAGGAGAAGGUGCCGUUAGAAUGGCAAAAGUUGCUCGAUAGUCUCAGUUCUGAGCUAGAAUGUAAUCCCCAACUUACAAGUAUCACUAACAUUCUCUCUCUUAGUUAUCAUGAUCUUCCGUGCUACCUAAAGCCAUGCUACUUGUACUUCGGUAUUUUUCCGGAGGACUACUCAAUCAGUGGUACAAGAUUACUUUGGCUAUGGGUAGCUGAAGGCUUUAUAAAAGGAAAGAAGGGAAAACCAUUGGAAGACGUGGCAAAAGAAUACUUAAUGGAGCUCAUCAACAGAAACUUGGUUCAAGUUUCAUUUGGGGAACUUGAUUAUGAGAUAACGAUAAAAUACAGAAUCCAUGAUCUGCUGCAUGAAAUCAUCCUAUCAAAGGCUGGAGAGUUGAAUUUCUGUCAAGUUCUGGAAGCUGGUGACACAACUUUCCAUGGAAAAAGUCGAUGCCUAUCAAUCCACGAUGUUAGAGAAAAUGUUUUUGAGAAAAGUGAGUACUCUCGGGUUCGUUCUGUUUUUCUCUUCAACAUUAGUGAAAUACCCAAGUCUUUCAUAGUUAAAUUGUUCAAAACGUUCAAGCUUUUGAAAGUGUUGGAUUUUGAAGAUGCUCCUAUAGAUUAUCUUCCUCAAGAAGUGGGCAAUUUAUUCCACUUGAAGAACUUAAGUUUGAGGAGAACAAAAGUGAAGAUACUUCCAAAGUCAGUGGGUAGACUACAGAACCUACAGACACUAAAUGUCAUGGAAACCGCAGUGCGUGAGCUACCAAUUGAGAUAUUUAGGCUUUAUAAGCUGAGACAUAUUUUGGCUCAUUCUCAUGACUUCGAAAUUAAAAGUUGCCUUCAUUCUAUGCGAGGAGUAAAAAUACAUGAAGGGGUUGGAAGUUUAAACGACUUGCAGACACUAACAUUAAUUGAGGCAAAUCAUCAUGGGGGUGGUCUAUUUGAAGAGCUUGGAAAGUUGAGUCAAUUGAGGGGUUUGGGCAUUUCAAGGAUGACUGCAAAACGUGGGAAGGCUUUGUGUACCUCCAUACAAAAUCUGGCCCACCUUGAAAUUUUGGUUGUAAACUCAAUUAGUGAAAAUGAGAUUAUAGAGUUAGAAUCAAUUUCAUCACCACCUCCAUUUCUAGAGCAUAUCUAUCUAAGGGGGCGAUUGAAAAAGUUGCCCAAUUGGAUUCUAGAGCUUCCGAAUCUGGGCACACUAAUCUUAUUUUUCUCAUCAUUGAAGGAAGAUCCAUUGUCGUGUGUCCAGGCUUUGCCAAAUCUAAUUACCCUUUCCCUCAAUCAUGCAUAUGAUGGGGAGCAGUUGCAUUUUAAGGAAGGUGGUUUUCGAAAACUCAAGAAGCUCACACUUAGAGAGUUGAAAAAAUUGAAGAUGGUGGAAAUAGGCAGAGGAUCACUGCUCGGUCUUGAGCAACUAGAGAUUGGGCCAUGCCCGCAGAUGAAAGAGCUACCCUCUGGAAUCCAAUACCUGGAAAGGCUAAAGAUUAUCGACUUCUAUGAAAUGCAGGGAGAGUUUGUGCUACGUAUGCAGCCAAAUGGAGGUGAAGAUUAUUGGAAAGUGAAGAAGGUAAGUACUAUCCGUCUCAGGUAUAGGAUUAAAGGAGAACGAUAUCAAAUAUACAAGCUCGAUGACUCACACUUGUUGGAGUGUCUGCAAGGAAUUCCAACCUAGCA